Ornithorhynchus anatinus (platypus) is the source of this 2696-nucleotide messenger RNA. RefSeq names its product ATPase H+ transporting accessory protein 1 (gene ATP6AP1). Lineage: Eukaryota; Metazoa; Chordata; Mammalia; Monotremata; Ornithorhynchidae. The record is from RefSeq and is a predicted model, not a curated record. Gene Ontology annotation, cellular component: proton-transporting V-type ATPase complex.
GGAGGCUUGGAGGGGUCGGAGGCGAUGGCGGCGGCGAUGGCGGCCUGGUGGGGGUUGGUGGUGCCGCUCAUCUCCAGCCUGCUCGGGGCGGCGGCGGCCGAGCAGCAGGUGCCGCUGCUAGUCUGGUCCAGCUACAGCUCCCUCUGGGUCCCGCUGACCAACAUUCACGAAGGUCACAUCACCACCGACUCCCAGCUCGCUUCCUACCUGGACCCCGCCGUGGAGAAAGGCCCCCACAACAUCUUGCUGUUCCUGCAGGAGAAGCUGAGCGUCGAGGAUUUCACGGCAUAUGGAGGAGUGUUUGGCAACAAGCAGGACAGCGCCUUCCCCAAUCUGGAGAAUGCCCUGGAGUCAGCCGCCUCCUCCCUGGUGCUGCCUUCUGUGGAUUGGUAUGCAGCCAGCACUCUGACCUCCUACCUGAGAGAGAAGCUGGGGGUCAGCCCCCUUCACGUGGACCAGAGCACCCUGCAGGAGUUGAAGCUCAAUGCCAGCCUCCCCUCAUUGCUGCUCAUCCGGCUGCCCUACACUACCAGCUCUGGUCUGAUGGCCCCGAAGGAAGUCCUCACGGGCAACGAUGAAAUCAUCGGGCAGGUGCUGAGUACCUUGAAGCUGGAGGACAUCCCCUACACGGCAGUUCUGACAGCCAUGAGGCCCUCCCGGGUGGCCCGAGACGUGUCCGUGGAGGCCGGAGGGUUGGGCCGACAGCUGCUUCAGAAGGCGGCAGAGCCAGAGGAGAAGACUCACCCACCGGUCAUCUACAACGACACGGCUCCUCGCAUUCUCUUCUGGGCCAAGAACUUCUCUGUGAAGUACAACAACGAGCUGCGGGAUCUGACUGCCCUCACCUUUGGGGCUUCGGUCAACUUGACGGGCUCAAGCUGGAAUGAAUCCAGUGCUCGCCUCAUGUUGACGUACGACAACCUGUUCGGGUCAUCAGUGGUGUCGUUCAGGUUUGUCCUGUCCAGCCGCUUCUACAAGGUGUCUGCCCGCGACUGGUUCACCCUGGAGCGGCUGGAGAUCCGGGCCAACGGCACCACGGCAGUCUUCAACGCCACCCAGGUGACCGGACCCAGCAUCUACUCCUUCCACUGCGAGUACAUGAGCAGUGAGACCCAGCAGGGUGCCCUGCUGGUGCCCCUGUCCCGCUCCUCGCCCUGGAAGGUGUCCAUCGUUGACUUCCAGAUCCAAGGGUUCAGCGUCAAAGGGGAGAACUUCUCCUAUGCCAGCGAUUGUUCGGGCUUCUUCUCCCCGGGCAUCUGGAUGGGGCUGCUCACAUCCCUCUUGAUGCUGCUCGUCUUCACCUAUGGGCUGCACAUGAUCCUCAGCCUCAAGACCAUGGACCGCUUUGACGACCACAAGGGGCCCACUAUCUCUGUGCCCCAGACUGAGUGAGGUGAUGGGGGCGGGAGCUGGGGAGGGAUUGUCCCCUAGCACCCCCCCAUCCCCAGUUCUAUGGCUCUGUAGGGAGUGUUUGGCUUCCCUGUCCCUUUCUCCCUGAUCACCAAGCGCCCCUCUCGCUCUCCAUUCCACAUUUAACAGUGUUGGUCCAGCCUCCCUCUCCUUCCCUCAACCCUCUCAUCUUGGAAUGUUAAGCCCCUACUGGAGGGAGACGCUGCUGGGUAUUGCCCCUGAGGGGAGUCUCUUCCUCCCCAGUUCUUUUUCCCCCAACUCUUUCCACAAGCUCCCCAAGAGGGCGAGAGUGACCCAACACAGAUCUGUACGCUCUGUCCUUUUGUCCCCUCCCAGACCCCUUUUGGCUGAGAUUUCCUCCUUUCCUGGCAAACGCUUAGAGAGGGAAAGGGGGGUAGGGUGUCUGCUCUCUUCCUGCCAUCUGCCUUUGGGGCUGGUGGUUGGGGUUAGAAUAGCUUCUGGGGCUCCCAGGCACCAGGAACCCACACAGCCUCCUGGCUUCCCGCAUCCCAGCGGGGAUGAGUGUGGGUGAGAGUGCCAGACCUCCACCCCCUGACCCCAACCCCGGCUCUCACCCUGUUUGAAAUGUUGCGCUGUGGCUCGUUCAAGAUGUACACAUACUUUGACCUCACGGUGUCUGUAUAUAGUGAAAUUAAUUGACGAGGCUCUGCUGUUCUUUGCGGGGUGGUCCGGGGGACUCCUUGAAAUGAUUUCUUCCCUCCCGAUUCCCCUCCAGCCUUAUUUAUUGACGACUGUCCUCCUUGACUCCCUCCUUUGCCUCCUCCCCGGAAUUGUGACUUGCUGUGUACUUCAGUGUUGAGAAGCUGCCCCUGCCCAUCGGCUUGCCCUUCCCCACUCUCCCACCGCUGCAGCCAGCAGCCUCACGUGCAGGAGGGGAGAAUUCACCUUAGGUUGGGGGAAGGAGGAGGGACCCAAGUCUCCCAUUCUGAGGGAGAAGGUCGGGAGCCAUGGGGAAAGGCGCUCCGGGCUGCUGAUGGGGGCUGUUUGUCUUGGGGACGGGGGAAAGGGGCAGGGCUUAGUGUAUUCAGAUAAGGUGGAAGCCGAAUGUCAGCUGCGGGAGGGGGCUACCUAGACCAGAGGAUCCAGCAGCAAGAUGUCAGGUGCCCCAGCUCCUGGCCUGCUUCUGAGGCUCCCUUUCCCCCCGUGCAGGGUCUGGGAAGGAGUGCAGGGGAAGGUUUAGGGGAGCAGCCUGGGUCGAGGGGUAUUUGAGUGUGUCAUCUCUUCAUUGUAUAAAUUAAACUGAGGAAAUAAAACUGAUCACUGUA